Mercenaria mercenaria is the source of this 7097-nucleotide messenger RNA. RefSeq names its product dnaJ homolog subfamily C member 16-like. The record is from RefSeq and is a predicted model, not a curated record. The transcript is spliced from 13 exons. NCBI's taxonomy places the organism in Eukaryota, Metazoa, Mollusca, Bivalvia, Venerida, Veneridae. The coding region runs from base 116 to 2419 and encodes 767 amino acids.
AUGAUAGAAUAGCUCUGCACUAAGGAUUUCCCAAAUUGAUUUUUUUUAUUUUAUGUAGAAAAUCUGUUAUUUUUUGCAGAAAGACGUCGUCUGUGUAUUCUAAAAGAUCUCCAACAUGCAUGUUGAUUUUUUAAAUCUCUGCUGUUUGCUGCUUUUCAUUAAUAGCUAUUUCACUGCCCUCAGUCUUGCAGAUGAAAGUCUGUACAACAUUUUAGGGAUUAAAAAGACAGCAACCCAGAAAGAUAUAAAAAGGGCAUACAAGAAAUUAGCAAAAGAAUGGCAUCCAGAUAAAAAUGAUGACCCUGAAGCCACAGAUAGAUUUACAAAAAUCGCUGAGGCAUACGAGACUCUUGGUGACCCGGAAAAGAGAAGCGAAUAUGAUAACUUUGGUUACACAUCGUCUAAUGCACGCCAGCCUAACAGAAGACAGCAUGGUUUUGAUCCAUUUGACUCAUUCUUCAACGGCCCAAAUGGCUUUCAUUUCAACUUUAACUUUGGUGGUGGAAGUGGUGGCGCAGAAUCUAUCAUAGAUAAACAUACAAUCAACCUAAGGCAGUAUGAAACAACGAUCCUUCCAAACAGUUAUAGGAAGCCAUGUGUGAUAUAUGCAUAUACAGACUUUUGUUUUAACUGUAUGAGAAUUGAAGGCAUUGUUGAGAAGUUUCUGACAGAACUGAAGGGAGUUGGUGUAUGUGGGGCGGCAUUCCAUGCAGGACGAGCCGGUAACUUGGCUGCACAACUACGUAUAAGCCAGGUACCAUCCAUCGUAGGAGUAAUUGGGGAGAGAAUCAGUUACUACAGGGGACCAGUCAGUAUACAUGGUCUGAGAGACUUCAUAAGGCAUUUGUUCCCGUCAAAUUUUUUCACAAAGAUUGCUGAUUCAACAGUUCAUCAAUUUCUUGAUGGUUGGCCGGUAGAUAAUAAAGUCAGGGCAAUAUACUUUAGUCCACGAGAGGAGAUGUCUGUACGGUUCCUGGCCUCGGCAUUCUACUACAAGGACAAUGUCGCAUUUGGAUUUGUUAACACUAAGUUAGAUACAGCGGGUGCCGUGAUGAGUAAAUACAACAUCAACAGGAAUAGGGAGACACUGCUCAUGUUUAAUGAAGAAACGGUAUCGCCAGUUGCAUCAAUCAGCAUGCAGCAGUUAACCAGAGCAUCGUUUGACGAGGUGAUAGAAGGGAACAAAUACCUGGCAUUACCCAGGCUGUCCUCACAGAAAUUCUUCGAAGAACUAUGUCCAGAGGAAUAUAAAGUGAAAAACAGAAGGCUAUGUGUAGUGCUCUUCACCAAAAAGGGAAAGGAACAUGACGGUCAUCGUGAUGGCUUUAGAAAGUACUCCCAGCGUUCUCGACUCACAGAUAGCACCAGGGUGCAGUUUGCCUAUGUGUAUGAAGACACACAACAGGAUUUUGUCAAAGCUUUAUCUAAAGGCAAACAGUUGCAGUCUGGAGAACAGAAACUGAAGGUUGCUAUUUUGUGGAGGAUGGAGAAGUACCAGAUGAAGUAUGAGUGGCUGGAGACAGGCUGGGAACCAGAGAAAGAAAAACAGUGUGGAACUAUGUUAGAGAAACGCCUCAAUCUACUACUUACAACUGAUACAGUCAUGCCAUAUAAAGUUACCCCACCACAGCUCUUCAAUGAACAUGGCCUGGGACUUCUUACCAGGAUCGGAUAUAAAUUCCUGCACUGGGGAGAGAAACUUUGGAGCUAUGUAGCUUAUGUGGACAGCACAACAUGGGUGACAACAAUUCUGUCUUUAGUCUUUGUAUUUGGCAUGGGAUACUUUGUUCACAAACUGGCCUCCCUGGAAGAGAUACAAGUACAGAGUUCAGUUCCGCAGAAAACACGGCCUAGACCCUCUUCAAGAACAUAUGAUGCGAAGAAUCUGAACAUGUAUGAGCUGGACUAUAGAACCUAUGCAGAGCUAGUGAGUGAAGCUGAUACAGGGCUUACCAUUACAAUCCUGGUAGACAAGGAGACCAAAGAUAGACUUGUGAAACAGUUUGCUAAAAUUGUACAUCCAUACUCGAGGUACAGCGCUUUAACUUUUGCAUUUUUGCAACUGGAGUACAAUAUAACCUGGUAUCGUACUCUACUUGAAGAAACUCUAGACGAUGUCAAGCUCGACAAGAUAAAUAUAAAAAAUUGUAUAGGAACAGUUCUAGCGUUGAACGGUUAUAGGAAAUACUACUAUAUAUACAGUGCAAAGCGAGCGAGGCAGUUCAUUCGUGCGAGGAAUAAUGUCUCGGAAGCUCUCGGACUUCACGAUCUGGAUGAGAAAUCGGACGAGGAGGACGACAUCAAAGAUUAUUUCUUUCUCGAUGAGGUUUUAGACGGGUUAACAAUUUGGAUGGAUAAAAUAUUUGACGGCUCAAUUAAAAGGAUAAGAAUAACAAAAUGGCCAGAAAUGACAGGUUAAUGUUUUUGUAACACGUUACACCAUGUGUAUUCAACAAUGAAGUGUUCUGAUGAUAUUCUAUUACGUUACAGAAUUAGUAAACUGGAUCAACAAUUUUACAAACAUCACAGUACUUAGAUUCUUUUGAAGUUUGGGUUCUUGUGGUUCUUCCUCGGAAAAUUGUAAUCUGAGUAGCUCAUUUAACACAGGGUAUGGCUAUACACUGUUUUCUUUAUCUAGCCUAUGGAGUGAUUUUGGGUCUAAAGAUCUCUUGAACAGGGAUUUCUGGUAGUCUUUUAUUCCAGUAAGUUAUUUCUAACAGGGUGAAUUACUUUACACUAUUUUUUGCAUUUAUGCAAUCCUGUUUUAAACAAAGAUUCAUGGAAAUUCAUUAGCCCUCAAAAACUCAGUUGGCAAACAAAACUCAUUAUACAGAAAUUGUGACUUGAUAAACUUGCAAUGCUGCUGGUAAUAACUGUCAAAUAUUUUAAAACACUUCAUUGUAUGGUUACAUUACUAUCCAAAAUUUUUAGAGACUACUGUGAAGGCACUGAAGAUUUGCAUUGACAUUUCAUAUUUCUAGUUUGAAAGUAAGUCCACAGUUCAAGAUUUAAAAAAAUACAGUUUGUAGACCAGUCUUAAAAUUCUAACAUUUGAUUGGCUGAUUUUGAGCUCUGACUUGAAAUUGACCAAUGGCAAGGCUGCAUCUCAAGACUGGUCUCUGAAGUUAGUUUAUAAUCUUUGAACCAGUUUAAUGACAGUAAGCUUAAUAAGUAUCUUAAAUGUAAAAUUAGAAUUUUACUCUUUCUACAAAUUUACUGAGAGAAUUGAAGAAAUGUACAUUGCAGGAAUAUAAACUUUAAGGUCUUCAUAAAGCAGCUACUACAUGUAGUUGACAAAGAAAAUAACUAACCAGUCACUCCGGUUUGAAGUGAUGUAAUGGACAAGUCAUGGUGUUUGCAUAGAUCAUCAUUUAGUAUAAAUUAUUAGAAAAGAUAUAUACAUAAGCAGUUAUCUGUCAUGCAAUUAAUUCAGGUAACAAAAAAUACUCUGUUACUGUGAAAUCACUAAAUUUCAUGGAUUUUUUAGUUUCGCCUAUCCACAAAGUGAAAUCCUGAAGUGCAGAGAAAAUUCUUACAUACUUUUAGUAUCUGUUACUCGGACUUGGAAAUCACAAAAUUUAGGCACUAACAAAAUAAUAUGUUUUGCUAAAAAAAUGAAAUUUUAUGAUAUUACAGUAUAUUUUAGAGUUACACUUUUAUUUAUUAUUUCCACAAGUUUAUCACUGCAGCUGUUUGUAUCUGAAAUUUGAAAACUCAAAUGUGUGUUUUCUUGUGCACAUAUUUUUUAUGCUUUAAAAGAACAUAUUUCAUUUGUACAGGAGCUUCAGUAUAGGGGAAUAUUACUUUAUUUAUUUACAUUUUUAUGCCCCCGGCAUCUACUGGAGGCAUAUAGUGAUUGUCCUGUUCGUCCGUCCGUCUGUACGAGGUUAACCAAAUGGGACAGUUUCGUCUAGCAUCAAUACCGCUUACAAGAAUGUAUUGAUACUAAUACAGAUGUAACCUGUGACCAUUCCUCAUCUUCAAACAUCACCUGACCUCAGUUUGACCUUAACCUCGUUUUUGACUUAGGUUGUUUUGUAUCGACAAGGAUGCCACCGGGGCAAGCGUUUAUUGAACGCAGCUCCUUGUUUGAUAAAAUGGUUUUAAGACAUUGCUGUAUUGUGUGUUUUGUCCUGUAAUUCCAGAUAUGUACCAUUGUCUUUCAAUACUGAGUCUAUUGAUCUUGAUAUUUAUUGUUUUACAACAAACUUUGAUGCAAUGUUUAGCAUCAGUCAGAAUCCUCAUGUUGACUAAUAUGUAAGAACGAUAGCCUAGUGUGUUAGAUUAAUUAUGAUUAAGCAUUUGCUUGUCAUUUGCCAGAAUUUGUCUGGAUAGUCAACUGUUUGGAGCUUGGAUAAUGAAAAUAAGUCUGAUAUUACGAUACAAUAACUUGUUUUUUCUUAUCACAGUGACUGUUUCAUUAAAUUGAACAAAAUGUUACAAAUACCUUUACAUGAUUUAAUUUUGUAUUUCUAUCGACUGAGUGGAUAUAUAAUACUAGAUUUGGUAUAGUUUUUUGAUAUGUAUUCUAGGCAUUAUGAAAGCAUUCAAAUUUGUCAAAGAUGAACAUUUUAGUGGAUGGUCACAAUAUGAAGUUCAACCUUAAGUUAAUUAGCAAAUCACAGCUAUGAUGCACCCAAACUACCUUUUGUCUCAUUUAAAGAUUUGCAUGGAAAUUCUUAAGAUAGAAGUGCUGCUGCUGUUUAAUUCUGCAGAUAUUUGCUCCAUUGCAUAAUUUAUCUACUUACAGAAAUUGUUUGUUUUAUGUAAGAUACCUUGUUGUUUUGGUAUUUUCAUGAUUUCUAUGUAAUUUUUUUUAUGUUUUUUAUAUCAAUGAACUGCCAAGCAGUUGACCUGCCAAAAAAACGUGUUUACCAGUAAGUCAAUCAUUUUGUAUGUUAAGAGUAUGGAAAAAUCUAUAUUAAUACAAUGUGAAAAGAUUAAAUAUAAAGUGUGUCAUGUGUAAAAAAGAGGCCUUUUUUGCAAGGGAAACAUUAAUUCAAAAUGAUAGAUAGAGAGUGUGUAUUGUGUUAUAUAAAUGCUUAAGUGGAAGCUCUGUAUAUAUUAAACUGUGGUUGAAUAUUGAACAUUUUUUGCUCAAGUAUUAUUACAUACAAUGUAUUACUCUUUACCUUUUUCUCUCUUCCAGAAAGCUUUGUUAACUAGUACAGUACUAGUACUUUUGUAAAGACUUGCAUUUCUGCUACAUCAAACGUCCAUAAUAAUAGGAUACAAUAUAUCCGUAUUGGAUGAUGCAACAAUUUUUUUUCGAAUCUGCAUGUUAAAAGAAGUUGGCACAUAAAAGUAUCUUCAUGAAAUUCAGCAUCAAUAAAAUGCUUGAUAUGAUGAUUUUGUGAACAUUUUUAGAUGAAAUUUUGUCCGUUAUCCCUUUCCUUUUUUUAAUGAGUAAAUAAGUGUACAACUAAACAAUUAUUUAUCACUUACCUGCACAAUACAGGAUAUAUUGGGACCCAUAAAACAUAUUGGACUUGCCCUUACUUGUCCAAUAUUUUUUUUGAAUGGAUAGGAGUGCAAAUAUAUUGCUGUAUUGUGACAGUGUUUAAUAACCUAAUAAUAUAGAUGAAUUUGCUUCGAGGCCUCCUGUAACAUGCAACCACUUGCAUUAAGAAGCCCGUUGCUUUACUAAUUGAAUUUUUAUUUCCACCUGCCUUAAAUGGACACCUACCUUGCACAGCCACAUGGAAUCACUUCCUGGACCAGCUGUUUAAUACAGUUUUCACUGUACAUUGUGUAUGUAGGAGUUUCUACAUGUACCUAUACACAUACUGAAAUCUUCACUCAGUAUAUCACAUUGACAUGAAAUUGUGCAAUAGAUGUUUAACUUAGUAGAUGUUGUUAGUUUUAUUAUUUAUUUGUUAUUUUCACAAUGUCUGUUUUAUUUAGAUGUUCUUCAUUUCGUUUGAAAUCUUACAUUUUCCAUCUUUCUAUGAAGGCAUAACUACGAAGUAUUAUUCAUGAGGGGCUAACUUCAAUGGAGUUAUCAGUUGCUUUCUUACACAAUCAUGGAAUAUUGUCUGCUUAUAGUGGGAAAUUAUUCUUGUGUAGCAAGUUGUUUUUGUUUUGUUUUUGUAAACUGCAUGGUAUGUUGUAUUCAGUUUUUUUCCAAAAUAUUAAAUUUGUCAUAUAUUACGAACUUCAGAUAUUCUUAGCUUUGAAUUGACUGACAAAGUCUGUGUUCAACAUUUUAACAGGUUCAUUUUUUUUUUGAUAUUGUUUUUGAAGUAUCAUAAUAUCAUAUUUGUUUCAAUGAAUUUUACCACUGACUUGCUUUUUAGUCCCCUACCAGUGGAACACCAGAGACGACUAUAGGAAUGCCUUGUCUGUCCAUCCGCAUCUGUAUCUUGCGAUAACUCAUAAAAGUAUUCAAGUUAGGUUCAUAAAACAUGGUAUGUGAAUAGAGGGCAAUAUGUAGAUUAUGCACAUACGUGAUUUAUACUUGAAGGUCAAAGUUAAAGGUCACUAAUGAAAGUCAACUAAAAAUGGUUUCUGCCCAGUAACUUUCAUAUGCAUUUAUGGAUUAUCUUAGUGCUACACUUGAAUGUUCUCUAAGACGAGACAAUAUGUCAACGCAUGAUCUAUGCUUGUUGGUUAAAGGUCAAGGUCACUGUUCAAGGUCAAGUAAAAAUUUGUUUCUGCUCCAUUACUUUUAAUUGCAUUGAAUAAUUUUCAUAGUACUACACAAAAAUGUUCCCCAUGAUUAGAUUAUGUGUCGCUCACAUGACCCAUUGUUGUAGGUCAACGGUCAAAGUCACUAUUGAAGGUCAAGUAAAAUUAUUUUUUCACCGGUAGGGCACUUCUGUAUUGCCAAUGCAAUACUCGGUCACUUGUUAAAUUAACCCUUUCCUCAGAGUUCAAGCCCAGCUGUGGUUGUUGUGCAAGGAAGCUCACCUGUGGAGGGAAUGGUUCUACCCAGUGGCCCCUCCUCCCUUGUCUGAAAUAAUGCUGGGCAAGUGGGUUCUUCUGCUAACAUUGAAAGCUUGAAAUCUGCCUUUGUUGCUCUACUCUUGAUAAAUUACACUUCUUGUUUGUUUUUGUCCAGUAUAUUUUAUUGUGAAAUAAAUUCAUAGAAACAUGUU